Messenger RNA from Dreissena polymorpha, 3176 nucleotides. RefSeq names its product heat shock 70 kDa protein 12A-like. The coding region runs from base 372 to 2129 and encodes 585 amino acids. Gene Ontology annotation, molecular function: ATP-dependent protein folding chaperone; ATP binding. The record is from RefSeq and is a predicted model, not a curated record. The transcript is spliced from 12 exons. Lineage: Eukaryota; Metazoa; Mollusca; Bivalvia; Myida; Dreissenidae.
UUAAAUGGUAUAUCCUUUGUGUAUAUCUUAUAGAUAUCUAUUAUCAUAAUAAAAUUUGCUGGUUUCAAACAUGUUUAUGUAGAAGGCACUUAUGUGUGAUAUAUGAUUGCGUUCAGAUAGCAAAUUUGAUCCAGUUACGACAACUUUACAACUUUUAUUACACUAAUCAACAGUUUACUUGUAAACUUUUGUAAAAUACUAGUAAUUGUGUACGUCACAAGCUGGAAUCGAUAAGUAAACAAACAAUACAUUUGGGUCAAAACGUCAACGAAAGGUCGGAAUUUAAUGCAUACCGGUUGUUUUCGAUUGACACACGUUGUUGGCGGCAUAGCUACAUAACAUUAACGGACAUGCUCCAUGAACACUAAAAGAUGGGGAAAAACUCGUCAAAAACACUUGACACUGAUAAGAAAAAUGAAGGUGGACAUCUGUUGGUAGCGGCCAUAGACUUUGGAACAACGUAUUCUGGAUACGCCUUUUCAUUUAAAAAUCAGUUCGAAACAGACCCGUGUAACAUUUCGGCUAAAACAUGGGCAGGUGGUCAGCUACAAUCCUUGAAAGCUCCAACGUGCGUGUUAAUCCAGCCAGACGGCAAAACCUUAGAGGCAUUUGGUUACGAUGCUGAGACGCGAUAUAGUCAACUCUGUGAGACAGGCGAGCAGAAAAACUGGUAUUUCUUUCAGAGGUUCAAAAUGUUACUUUGGGAGAAGGAGAUACAUAAAGAUACGAUGUUGGAUGACGAGAAUGGUAAAAGCCUCCCGGUCUUAACCGUGUUCUCCCUGUCCAUCAGAUACAUGAAGGACGACUUGGAAAGUAUGGCUUCAAGACAAGUUUCUGCCAUAACUCCUGAAGACAUUCACUGGGUUCUCACAGUUCCUGCUAUUUGGGACGAUGCUUCAAAGCAUUUCAUGAGACUCGCAGCUCAACAGGCUGGGAUUUCCAGUGAAAAACUGUCCAUCGCCUUAGAACCCGAGGUGGCAUCGAUAUAUUGCAGACAUAUCAAAAUUGAGGCUGAUGAGGGUUGCGGCAUCUCAUCAUUUCAGUUGGGCAAAAAGUAUAUCGUACUUGAUGCAGGAGGCGGAACUAUUGACAUAACAGUACAUGAAGUUGGUAUCGGUGGACAACUGAAAGAACUCUACAAAGCUUCUGGUGGUGCCUGGGGUGGAACAGAGGUGGACAAGGGUUUUAUGGACUUUAUAGCAAACAUGACAGGAAAAGACAUAAUACAGCAUUUUAAGGAGAAAAAUAUAGAAGACUACUUAUAUCUGCUCCGGGAUUUCGAGAUAAAGAAAAGAAAUACGGAUUCGAAAAGUCCUGGACUUGUGACGAUUAGACUUCCAUUGUCUCUCAUUGAGCUGGUGAAAAACAAGGGCGAAACAAUUGAGCAGAUAUUACAGUCUUCGCGUUACGCAAAUAUGGCAACGGUAACAGGCGACAAGUUUCGUUUGGAUGUCAGCAUUUUUCGAUCAUUCUUUAAGAAGUCGGUUGACAAUAUCGUGCUGCAUCUAAAACAAUUAUUGCAUGAAAUUGAUACCACAAGUAUUGAAACCAUCCUUAUGGUGGGCGGAUACUCGGAGUCGCCUUUUCUUAUUGAGACCAUUGAGAAGAAAUUCCCAAGAAUGACAGUGAUCAUUCCAAAAGAUCCCGGUAUCGCGGUUCUUAAAGGUGCAGUUAUAUUUGGACACUGUCCGACCUCGAUAACAAAACGAGUUUCCAAGUACACGUAUGGUACUGAUGUAAGUGAAUUAUUUGAUAGAGAAAAGCAUCCAUUGGAAAAGCUUAUAGAAACGGAUGACGGUGACAUGUGUGUCGACAUAUUUGAUGUGUUCGUUGAGGCAGGCCAAUCACUAUCUGUUGGUGAAACACAGUACCAAUACACUUAUCAUCCAUGUUAUGUUGAUCAGAGUGAAGUCAAAUUUGAACUUUAUAUCACAACUGAGAAAGAUGUUAAGUAUGUCACAGAUCAUGGAUGCAAAAAGGUAGGGUGUGUUGUGAUUCCGCUUUCCGGAAGCGGUUUGGACCGAGGGGUUUUAGUUAGGUUAUAUUUGGGCGGCACAGAGAUAAUGCUCGAAUUUGAAGAAGAAUCCACAAGAAAAAUAACACGCACAGUCGUUGACUUUCUUACGUGACUAUAUGCGCCCGUUUAAGUUUAUCCUAACAUACAGUAGUAGCAUUUUAUUGUAACAUUGUUUGUGUUUGAAUCGAUUCUCCAUUAAGACUGUAUGAGGAAUACGAUUCGUUCGGAAGACAUGCAUAUAUUUAUUUUAUCUAAAUGUACUCUAAAUGAAACACACGAAUCUAUAUUCGCUGAAAUUAACUGAUAUAAAAUUACUCAGCUUUCAAAAUUUAAAGCGGAACACAUUUUACGUUAUGCAUUAGCCAAAAUGUGGUAUGAUCAACCAAAUUGUAAUCGUUUAAGUAUGUCAAAAUCUGCAACACAAUCGUAAAAAAAUAACGUUAACUCAUGGAUUACAGUUCCUGAUUUGUUCAAAUAAAUUUGCAAUAGCCUGCAUUAAAGACGUUAAUUAAGGCAGGAUAACUUUAACUUCCUUUUUUGGAAGACAAUCAUCAUAAUAAACAUUAAUGAGAUAUAAACAGGUUAUGUUUUAUAUGUCUCUGUUCGCCGUAUUAAGCUGAUUUGUGCAAAGUGCAGCUUGACUGGAAGAAAUAUCCCUUCUGUUCUUGUAAUCUAUUAUAUUCAUAAAAUGAUAAAGUUGAUAAUUAUGGUUUAUUAUUCAUCAAACUAAGAAGGGAUUUUCAUUUACUGUUUGUGUAUCUUAAUUUAGAAUUUAAACACAACUUUCAUACAAAAUAAUAUAGAAAUCAGAAUAAAAAUGUAUAAUAUAAAGAGCUUGUUUUAAAGUCUUAUUUUCAUAUUGAGCGAAUUUCAUUCAAAUUAAGUAAUGUGUACAUGUUUAUUUGUUUUGUUAUGAUUAGUAUGCCUAUGAUUAUAUUUUCCUAUAUAUUCAUGUGAAAAGUUUUUUUAUUAUCAAUGCUUUAUUUGACAGAUAAUUAGUCACUGAGGGUACUCUUAUAGUACGAACGAUACUUAUGUUUUAUGUUUUGCUAUGUACUAGUUUGUUGUGUUUUAGUCAUGCUGAUUUGUGUUUGUGUGCUAUUUGUAUUUUGAAUUAAAAUUAUCGCUGGUAGCUUUUCUAUAAAUAUAAUAUAACAAC